This is a messenger RNA of Trifolium pratense (red clover), 4509 nucleotides long. Its product is annotated as rho GTPase-activating protein REN1-like. The record is from RefSeq and is a predicted model, not a curated record. Gene Ontology annotation, biological process: signal transduction. Lineage: Eukaryota; Viridiplantae; Streptophyta; Magnoliopsida; Fabales; Fabaceae. The transcript is spliced from 23 exons. Bases 1624 to 3975 code for a protein of 783 amino acids.
AUCUAGUUCUGUCAUUUUGGAAGAUCACAAAUAUGGAUUACUUAAGUGCUGAAUUGGCUCAGGGCUUAAGUGAUGUUUCUAUUCCUUAUCCUAAGCCUCAACCUGCACCACCAGAUCGUCUUUCUUCUCAUAGUAGAAAUGGCAAUAAGGUCAUUAAUUUUCAUUCUUUGCAUAAAUAGGAUUCAAAAUUUUGUGAAGUUCAGUUUGGCUUGGAAGCAUAUUGUGAAUGGCUUUAUUGCCGUGGUUAAGUUUUGUGGUGUUUAUCAGUUACAUUUGUUUGGAUUGACUUAUUUGAACUUAUCUACUCGUACAUGUACUUGUGACUUGUGAGUCUGUUUUAAGAGAGCUUACGGAACAACUUAUAACAUGACCAUAAGUUGUUUUCAGGUUAUUUUCAUAAGCACCUAAGGAUAGCUUAUGAAAAUAAUUUAUAACUCAUUGCAAAACAAUUUUUUUUUUUAUUUUUUUUUAUUUUUAUCUUUUAUCAUAAAAUUGGCAUAUGCAUAAACACUUAUAUGACAAGGGUGUAUGUUGUGAUUUAGGAUCAUCUCAAUUUUCAAUUAUUUCCAUUUCUUCCAUUUCAAAAGUUUUUAAAUAUUUUGGGGUGUAUAAAAGUAAUUUCACCUCAUUUAAUGUCACACUUUUGCAUUUAUAUUUUCAAAACUAUAUAGUAAUGAAGAAAUGAAAAUAAUUGGAAAUGGAGAGGAUCUCAACUCGUAUGUUGUAGGUGCUUAAUUAAGAUGUUUAUCCAAACAAGUUAAGAUCCUCCAUUUUUGCCAUUACUAAUGUUUUGGGAAUAUAAAUGCAAUAAUGUGACUUUUUGUGGGUCCAACUAUUUAAUAUAUAUUUGAAAAUUAUUCGAAACUAUAGUGAUGGAGAGAGAUAAUGGAGAGGAUGCCAACUCUAUCCAAACAGGGCCUUAUCCCUUUAAUUUAGUUGUUCCAAUUUUGACUUCGUACAUAUAGAAUUUGAUUUGCAUAAUUGUUGAGAUAACAUAGCAAUAUUCAACUGUUGAAUGGUUGAAAUCUAAUAUGUAUGGAGUUAUUAAACAAAGUUACUAUAACAAGAGUUAGGUAUGAAGUAAGUGGAUCCCCAACCAUAUGUAUGCAGUGCAAGAAUAACAAGAACCUCAUGAGUUUUUUGGUAUGAUUUUGUGAUGUGAUCUUAUGUUCCAAGGAGCCAUAUCAUCACGAGAAUCUAGCCCCCAAUUAUUGACAAAGACUAAAGAGAACAAGUGAGCCACUUAUUGAGAACAUAAGGUAAAGUGCACAUGCAUAUGAGUUUAGCAGAUUUCUUGAGGAAGCUGUUUUCAAGAGAGGGCCGCUUUUCAUAUCUUCCAAAGGAGGAAUUGGAUGGACAUCCUGGAAGAAAAGGUGGUUUAUUUUGACACAAACUUCGCUUGUUUUCUUCAGAAGUGAUCCAAAUGUUGUUUCUCAAAAGGGAAAUGAAGUGAAUUUUACUCUUGGUGGCAUUGACCUCAACAAUUCAGGCAGUGUUUCUGUCAAAGCAGAUAAGAAACUUUUGACUGUACAAUUUCCUGAUGUUCCUGAUGGACGAGUAUUCACACUUAAGGCUGAAACUACUGAGGAUUUAUAUGAAUGGAAAACUGCACUUGAGAAUGUUAUGGCACAUGCACCAAGUGCUACUAAUGUGAUGGGGCAAAGUGGUAUCUUUAGGAGUGAUCAGGCUGAUUCACUCGGUAUCUAUUUGGACCAGUUGAAGGAUAAAGAAACAGUAAAAUAUGCAGUCCUUGGCCGGCCAAUUUUAGUUGCUUUGGAGGAAGUUGAUGGAACUCCAUCUUUUUUGGAAAAAGCCCUGAGGUUCGUAGAAGAGCAUGGAGCCAAAGUAGAAGGGGUCUUGCGGCAAGCAGCCGAUGUUGAAGAUGUUGAAAAUCGGGUGCGGGAAUAUGAACAAGGAAAAGUUGAAUUCUCUGAGGAGGAGGAUGCACAUGUUGUUGCUGAUUGUAUUAAGCUUGUAAUUCGUGAAUUGCCGUCUUUUCCAGUCCCAGCAUCUUGUUGUAAGGCGUUGUUAGAAGCUUCUCGAACUGCACACGGGAAUAGGGUUUCUGCUAUGCGUGCAGCAAUAUGGGACACUUUUCCUGAACCAAACCGUCGUUUGUUGCAAAGACUACUCCUCAUGAUGCAAGCAGUGGCUUCCCGAAAAGCUGAGAACAGAAUGAGCUCAUCAGCUGUGGCAGCAUGCAUGGCACCAUUGCUUCUUCGGCCCCUUCUAAUUGGUGAUUGUGAGAUUGAAAAUGAUUUUGAUGUAGGUGGGGAUGGUUCCAUUCAACUUCUACAAGCAGCUGCUGCAGCUAACCAUGCUCAAGCAAUUGUUAUUACUUUAUUAGAAGAAUAUAACAACAUAUUUGAGGAAGGUUCUUCAUCACCCGGCCCUGAUAUGUACAUGGAUUCAGAAGAUGAUGAAUCUGAGAGCGAGGAGGCUACUGAUGAUGAUUUGUCCUAUGAUGAUUCUUAUGAUGAUGAGCAAGAUGAAUCAAUAGAGGGGUCUGAUGUAGAUGAAGAUCUUGUUAGUGAAACCAACAGCGAGACCGGAGACUCUGCAGUUAAUGAUGAAUAUAAUGAUAAGGACCAUAAUAUUUCACAUUCAAGUUCAAACUCCUCACAGGUAAGUGAUUAUGUUGAAGUCGACCAAAAGUUAUCAACAAUGUCACUUGAAGUCUCAUUGCCUCAGUCUGAAGAUAUCAAAAGCUGUGAAAAUUUUGCAAGCCAAAAUAACAAUGCUUGUGCGAUGCCCUGUGAAAAUUUCACAAGCCAAAAUAAGACUGUUUUUGCAAAUGACUCCACUAAGCCCACUGAUAUAAUUGAAGGCAUAUCUCCUGACCAAACUACGGUGAAUCAAUCAAAUUCUCCUAGCUCUACUUCAUGUAUGGACAAAUCUAAUGGAAGAAUGCAUCGGCGCCGCACUGUUUUGAGGCGAAACUCUGGAAGCAAGAACCUUUCCAUGGAAUGCAUUGAUUUUCUAGAUGAUAAUGAAGCUGAAGUUGAGAGGCUUGAAGCUGUUAUGACAGAAUUGCAAUGCCAAAUUGCAGAGGAGGUAAAAGUAAAUGCAAAGCUGCAAUCUUACGUGGAAACCCGAAAGGAAGCCUUGCAAGAGCGUCGUCUAGUUCUUGAGCGAAAUGUAGGUAAACUACAUGAACAGUUGCUCAAGGAGAAGAGCUUUAGGGCAACUCUGGAAGCAGGACUAAAGUUUCCUCCAGAGACAUUAUCUGAAUUAUCUGAUAUUGACGAAAAGACCAAGACAGACUUUCAGGAAUUAGUGCUGAUAGAAGCAGAUCUUGCUAACUUAGAAUGGAAGGUUAAUGAGCUUGGGUUACGGCUUAAUGCACAACUUGAAUGGAGUUAUGGUUCCAUGCAAAGUUUCUUCGAUCAAACCCAACAGAUAUCAAGCCAUGAAAGAAAUUUGAAGAAUAGGCCGGAUACUGAAGGUUCAGCCAUUUCAGAAUUUGACAGAUCAAUAAGAAAGCAGAACAGUCAUUUUGUUGGAGCAGAAAAUGAGAAUGAGAGAAUACCAGAGUCAACACCGUCACCAAACAAACAUCCGCCUUGUUCCAAGAAAUCUGUUACAAGGGUUGAGGGUGCAAAUUCCACUACUUCUACAAUUACAAGACUGACAUCCAAACUAAACUUUUUGAAGGAUCGUCGUAGUCAGUUUUCUAGUCAACUCCGAAACAUGAGUAAAGAAAAAGGAUUUGAACUUCAGCUUCCACCUCCAUCUCCCAACAAGUCUCGAGGAUUUGAUUUUCACAUAUCACUUCGAUCCCCAAAUAAGUCUCGAGGAAAUGAACGUCACUCACCACUUUCAUCCCCCAAUAAGUCUCGAGGGUGUGAAUUUUACAUAUCUCUUAAAUCUCCAAAUAAGUCUCGAGGAUCUGAGAAUCAUUCUCCACCAAACCCUGAGAAAGUUAGAGGCAAUGAAGAUCAAUCACUUGGAAUCUCGGAUAUUCAGAGAAAUUGAGAAAAUCAGAUAGCAAGGCCAUAUCACCCAGAUUGUCAGAAUGAAUAUGCACAAUUAUACUUGAAAAGAGGAAGGUCGGAAGGGCAAUAACAGCCUCAUAAUGUUCAUAAAGGUCAAUUAUUUUGCGGCCAAUAUUUUUUUACACUGCAAAUUCCAGAUGAUAGAAAGCCACUGCAAUUGUUCAGCAUUGUUUUUUCCAAGUGGGGCAACACUAAUUGCUAUGCUUUCAACAAUGUUUUGUUUGGUUAUGAAAUACAGAAAAAAGAUCUAUGAACCCCAAAAUAUAGGAUGAUGUAUAGGGCACGGUUCAAUUCAAGCAUCCCCUUGACAUAAGCCAAACUAUUUGUUACAUAACAUGCUGAUUUUUUUUUUCUUUCUAGCUUCUUGACGAGCAUGAUGGUUCUAUUAUUACAUUACAAAUGCAUUAGUAUGACUUGUAUGGCCUAAGCUUGCAUUUGCAGAUCAAUUUCCUUUGGUCUGAAAUAAUAGAGCAAAAAUUUCAGAUUGUGUGAAUGGCAUGUUUUGUUCAGGUUA